CAGAGCCUCGAGGCCGAGGCGAGCGCUUGCAGCUGGCCGCCCUCCGGGCAACAGGCGCUGGCGCCACUGCCAGGGCGCCAGAGGCGCGACCCCGACACGCACUUUGCCAGGAGCAAGCGGGACCUCGUGAUCCCCGUGGUGAUCUCCCUGUCCGCCGCGCUCGGCGGCUGGGCGGGCGACCGCGGCUCGGCGCGAGAGCAGCCGGGCGUGUUCGAGGAUCUGAACCCCGCCGCCACGAACCCGAUGGUGCGGAAGUACGCCGCCGACUCGGAUCAGGUGCUCAGGCACAUGAGGAUAUCCGUUGGCCUCGAGCGGGAGGCCACGAACAGGACCCGAUCCAGUGGAACAAACACUUGA
This is a messenger RNA of Prorocentrum cordatum, 357 nucleotides long. Lineage: Eukaryota; Dinophyceae; Prorocentrales; Prorocentraceae. The record is from the annotation of a GenBank genome assembly.